GAUGGCGGAAGCGGUCACGAAUCGAAAUGUCAGCAGAUCUUCCUGCUAGUAGUUUACCUGGUUGAUAUCAAAUGUUGUGAUAUUUAAGGCGAAUUGGGCUACUUUUGGCCGAGAAGAAGGUGAAUGACAAUCAAGCUGGGGCUCUUAAAUAAUGUCCAGGUGCGGUUUUUAUGCCCAGCCGACGUUGAUGAAGUCAAACGACUCUGUCGCGAAUGGUUUCCGAUUGAAUACCCUGAUGUUUGGUAUGAGGAGAUAACAUCAAGUUCCCGAUUCUUUUCUUUGGCUGCCACGCUAAAUCAUGACAUUAUAGGACUCCUUGUAGCAGAAGUAAAAACCAAGUCUUUAUGCAACAAAGAGGAUGCUGGAAUUCUUUCUUUUGCUUUUGGUGAUGAUUCCCAAGUGGCUUAUAUUCUUAGCAUUGGCGUGGUAAAACAAUACAGACGACAUGGAAUUGGGACCCUUCUAUUGGACAGUUUACUCUCCCACCUCACCACGCCUGAGAGGCAAAAUUGCAAAGCUGUCUAUCUUCAUGUUUUAACCACAAACUCGGCUGCAAUGAAGUUUUAUGAUAAGAGGCAUUUUAAGCAGUUUCGUUACCUACCUUUGUACUAUGCCAUCAAUGGAACCCACAAGGAUGGAUUCUCUUAUGUGCUUUAUAUUAAUGGAGGUGAACCUCCUUGGACACUUGGUGAUGCCUUGAAAUUUCUUGGAGCGAAACUGUCCCAGCUUCGGCCCUGCAAGUUGCCGCUGUAUCUGAUGAGUUGUUGCUACCACUGGCUUCUGUGGGUUGCACCUAUACAGGCAAUAAGAGACUCGUGUGUGCGCAGCAUGUGACAUACAUAACAUGACAACCUCUUGAAGGUAGAAAAGGAAAAAGGAUUUUAGAAUAAUUAUUUGUAAAUAACUGUUAUCAUGUACUUGUGUAUAGAAAGCAUUUUGUAUGAGACAGACCAUUUUUCUUUUUUGUUUGGUGACCAGUUCAUUUUGUGGAAUAAUAUUACUCUGUACAUUGACUUUUUUUUUCUGCAUUUUUAUUAAAGAAGAUCAGCAAAUAUUACUCCUUAACGUAAAUUUUAGAAGAUAUAUUAAAUUUUUUUUUAAGUACAAAAGCAAUGAUACUUUUUCAAACAGAAGCAAUCCAUCUGGGGAUUAUUUUUCUGUUUUAUGACCCUAGUGUUCCAUAAACAAGGGGAUAGUCCAGUUUGAACCUUUUGAUGUAACCUUGUUUGGCAAAUUGCCUGUUAGGAGAAAAUUUUUUUUUAUGGUGCAAAGGUGGUUUCAUCAGCAGGAUUCUUGUGUAGUUUGAUUGCUUUUCAUAUGAUUCUAAGAUGUGUUAAAUUAAAAGUAGUCCAGGGUUUCAUUUUUUUUCUUCACUAUGUUCUUUGUUCUCUAUGAUUGGCUCAGAAAACUCGUGCACCCUCAGCCGAUCAGAAGCAAAAUUAAAAGCAAUCGUGACUUGGG
Messenger RNA from Stylophora pistillata, 1461 nucleotides. Its product is annotated as N-alpha-acetyltransferase 60-like. Lineage: Eukaryota; Metazoa; Cnidaria; Anthozoa; Scleractinia; Pocilloporidae. Gene Ontology annotation, biological process: N-terminal peptidyl-methionine acetylation. Gene Ontology annotation, cellular component: Golgi membrane. The record is from RefSeq and is a predicted model, not a curated record. Gene Ontology annotation, molecular function: histone acetyltransferase activity; protein-N-terminal amino-acid acetyltransferase activity.